This is a messenger RNA of Centruroides sculpturatus (bark scorpion), 895 nucleotides long. RefSeq lists its product as uncharacterized. Bases 258 to 791 code for a protein of 177 amino acids. The record is from RefSeq and is a predicted model, not a curated record. Lineage: Eukaryota; Metazoa; Arthropoda; Arachnida; Scorpiones; Buthidae. The transcript has 2 exons.
AUUCUUGCACUACCAUGCCAUAACACACUUCAGAAGUAUAUGAGAAGUUUUAAAAGUGGAUUUGGCUUUAAUCCAAAAUAUUUGAUGCACUAAAAGAAAAAGUUAGAGAAUUAGAUGAAUUUCAAAAACAUGGUGGGCUUUCAGUAGAUGAACUCUCAGAAAGUUAUCACAUUACAUCCUCUGGUCUUAUUGAAGGAUUUGUAGACUUGGGUGAUUUUACACCAGAACACACAAAGACUACUUCAUGUGAUCGUGGCAUGGUGAUAAUGUACCAACCAUUAACAGGAGACUGGCAACAGAUUCUGGGAGUAUUUGCAACUGGAGGCAAUAUAUCAGGUGAGUUGCUAUCAAAACUACUACUGGAAGCUAUAACACUGGUUGAAAGAUCUGGACUAAUGGUAGACUUUAACACACGUGAUGAUACGUCAUGGAACAGGAACAUGUGGGCUCAAUUUGGAAUUGGAUAUAAGCCAGUUGGCAAAAAAAUUUCAUAUAAAGUAACUCGUCCAGUAGAUUCAAAGAGAAAUUUUCAUUUCAUAUCAGAUUUCCCUCAUUUCAUUAAGUGCUUGAGAAAUAAUUUUUUGAAAGGUCCAUUUAAAACCCCCGAAUGGGAGGUGUAUAUUGAACAUACGAAAAAGGCAUGGAAACUGGAUGAUACUCCUGAAACCCUGAAAUUUAUGCCACAUGUUUUCAGCUAUGUAAUUAAUCCAAAUAAUUAUGAAAAAAUGAGGGUUAAUUAUGCAUUCAGACUGUUCAGUGAUGAAAUGCUAAAAGGUCUAUAUGCCUAUUGAGACAAAAUUGAGGAGUUUUGGAAUUAUAUCAGCUACACAAAAUUUUGUUAAGCAAAUUAAUGAUCUUAUUAAUAUUACGAGCUCACGUGUUCCGUCUAAUGGGU